UCAAAACAAAGUUUAGCAGAUGUGAAAACGUCAAAAUAACAAAAUUGGUCAAGUUUUAAUGAAAUGUCUUGUCAAAUACGAGUGACAGCCAAUAUACAUGACAUAACAGCUAUAAGAAGAUGUUUAUUUCCCACUGACGACAAUAGAGGUGGUGAUAGUUGGUUACAAAAUUGCGAAAUAUCAGCCUCUCCAACAGGUGAUAUAAUUGCAAUUGCACAGGAAAGAAGAUUAGUUGUUUUAACUUCAAAGUGGGAUUCAAGUUUAUCGCUAAGUCAAUUUCAAAUAAGCUAUUCGGGGUCAGCCCAUGAAUAUGACAAAAUUAAGGCUGUUAUUUGUUUGCCAAUUGUGGGGCAAAGCCAGAGUUCCCAUGUUGGACCAGAUUGGACAUGUAUCAUGAUAGGUUAUGACUCAGGUUUUGUAAGAUUUUAUACAGAAAACCAUGAGCUUUUAUUUGAAGAACAAUUACACUGUGAAAACAUAACGAGUAUAAAAUGCCAAUCACAGCAUAGUCCUAGACCUGAUAUAUCAUCCGAAUUGCACCCCGAAGAAAUCUAUGUGCAAUACCAAAGCAAUUUGUGUGUAAUAAGUGGCCCAGUUUUAUUUCAAAACCUUAGAAACUGCCGAAGCCAACUGGCCAGACUACAAGCAAAAGGAGAUCCAAUGGACAUGUCUCAAAUAAGCCUUAACCCUAAGAAAUGGGGCUUUCAGGACCAAGCCAGUAUAAAUGAUUCUGCAGUUGUAGGCCUAAAUUUGGCUAGUACUUUUGAUCAUUUAUUGACCGCAUCAACUUGUGGUGGUUUUGACACAAAGUAUAGGGCCAUGGCACCACACAAUACUCUGGUUGUGGCUGCUGGGUCCAAGCCUUAUGUUGGGUACCAUUACGCCCUUGAAGGGGGGGCACAACCUGUCUUCAGUGACGUCGCAAAGGCUGUAGCAAGCAAGCUAAAAUCUGCUUUACCGGGUUGGAUAACUGGCAACAAAGCCCCGGCGGAGAAACAGAUGACAACCGCGAUGCAGCCCGCAGAAGCGAUGGGCUGCCGUUUUGGGCUCUGCGACAUACGCAGGACUGGGCUCGCUGUUCUCUUAUCGCCCGACCGUAAAUUAGCAGCUGUCGCAGACGCGCUGGGUCGCGUGUCUUUGAUUGAUUCAUUUAGGGGCGUGACUCUGAGGAUGUUCAAAGGUUACCGGGACUCUCAGAUGUCCUUUAUUCAAGUGCCCGAUGAAAGGAAGAGUAAAUUUAAGAUCGGCAACAGGGUGGCGCUGUUUCUGGUCGUCUACUCGGCCAAAAAGGGCACGUUGGAGAUUUUUUCUGCGCAGCAGGGCACGAAAAUAGCCACGUUCACUGCGUCGAAGAACAGCCGACUUUUGUACGUCAACUACGGCCUGAUGGGGUUCUUGACGACGUCCAAAUCCAAGUACAUUUGCCAGUACACGACCAUAUUCGUGGAUAACGACGGGCAAAUAAAGGAAAUAAUGAUACCGUUCCACUUCGCCUUGACCGAGAAAAACAACAAACGCGCCAAGGACAUACACCUGUACAAAAAGCUGCGCGCCCUCGUAAAAUCCGGCGAUUUCGAUUUCGACAGGCUGAGCGCGGAAGUCCAAAGCACCUGCGCGGAGCUGAAAACGCCGGAAAUACGCCUGCAAACGGUCGAAAUGCUGUUCAACAGCAAGGACGUUCCCACGGAGAUAUCCCUACAAUGUGUUCAAUUUUUUUCCGACAAGUUCGAAACUGAGUCUGAAGCGGAGGAUAGCAAUAGUUUUAGAACGCUAGUCAACAACGCCUGCAGCCUGCUCAAGUUUUUCUUGUUUCUCGACGCCACCGACAGUAUGGACUCUCUAAACGGAAACGAGGAGGAAAUUAAAGCCGAUACGGCGCUGCACUUGGGUGAUAAAGAAAUGAGCAAUCUUCAGAAGUUAUUGGAUUUGAAUGCUUCUAAUGAUAACGCCAAGCAGAAUGAGGUUAAAGUGAAUUUUGCCGAUGAAAGUACUAAUUCUUUGCAAGAUUAUAUAUCGGUUUUUAACCUGACAAACCCGGAUGAAAUAACCUUAAAGCCCAACUUGGAGGAUCCGCAAUUACUGAAGGCGUCUGAAAUCGGGUUUAAACACUUUAUAAGCGGAAAAUCAUGCAAUUUUAAGGACCUACAGCAGGAAUUAACCGAGAGUAAAAUUUGCAUAAAAGAUUUCUUCUAUCUUCUCGUAUAUUACUGGGAGAAUAGAAACUUGUACCUGCAUUUAAAUAUGGAAAAAGAAAUGGAAAAUCUAUCGUCGCUUAUCUACCACAUCGUCAAAGCAGAGAAUAAAGAAAACGUAUUGACCGACUACAACUCGACUUCGAAAUUCUGGUCGAUAGUCCGCGAAAUCCUUCUGAAUUCGACGCGACCGUUCCCAGCCCUAACGGCGGCCAUGUUGUGUAAAAACAUAGCGCAAAAGUACGAACGGGAAAACGAGUUGGACGAAUCUGUGGCCAGUCUUGAGGAAAACAUCGAAGUUCUGUCCCAAGAGAAUAUUCAAUGGUCGAUACUCAUCGGUAAAUUGGAGGAUGUUUCGUUGUUAAACAUCAUUUUGUCGACCAAUCCCAUAGCAAGCGAUUGUCCGCUGCCAAAAUUAAAGCACGAUAAAGUGGACGUUAGUUUGAAGUACAUUCUACAUAAAGGUAGAGGGUCUGUCAGCGAACUGGUGGCCCAAUGGUUGACCAAAUGCGGGAUAAACCCGAAAAACAUCACAAUAAACGACUACAUCUAUCAAAAAACUAUAGAAGAUCGGGAAUCCGGCAGCUUAACUUACGAAGAAUACACUCUGGAAGAAAUAGAGUACGUUAGAGCCCAGCCUGUAUUCGACCACAUUAAUAAGCUUAAAACCCAGUUUCCCUAUAGCCUAGAAACGAGCAAUUUACUAGCAAAUAUAUGCUGGGAGUAUGCCUUAGCCUGGCAAAAAGAUAUGCCGAAUUUAACGCUGCUAGAGGCCGCAAUAAAAUCCCUUGAAAUUGUACCCAACGUAAAAAUAAGACACGGCCUCUUCAACUUGCUGUGGAACACGCAUUUAAAAAUCGUGUACGAAAGUGCCUGCAAGUUGAUCAACAAAGUCGGCAAACUUCCCAAAGAACGGCUUUGUAGGCAAGACACCGGUUUAACAGACUACCAAAUAGCCUCUUUCCUUAGUAUAUGCACCGAGUUUUUCGAUUCGUUUAUGGACACAGCCCAGAAAACCUACAAGGAGCCCAAGUUGAGUCUGACCUUCGAGCCCAUUUGGGAGAACGGCAGUCAACCUCUAGUCCAAUUGGCCGCCGAUCAAAAAGAUGUCAACUACGACCUGCUACAUCUACACUAUCAGCUCAGCGUCACUUUGAAUAUGAUCACGAGAUUCGCCGUGAAGCAUUCCAAGCCUGUAAAUAACUUGUUUGAAGGCUCAAUAGGAAUCCUCUUUUUCACCGACAUGCAAAGGUCGGUUCAAAUAACGUACAACAAAUCGGACCUCAAACUAAACGAUGCAAGGACGAAAUUUUUGCUUAACAUAAUCACGGUAAGUCUGGAAAGUGUCACGAUAGACGAGAACGGGAAAAUUUACUCGGCCGAGCAUGUUAAAUGGAUUUCGAAGUGUUUGGAUCUGGCAAGGUUAUGGAAUAUAGAUGUCGACUUACUACGAAGAUAUCAAGUAGUUCAAUUGUAUUCCAGCGGUUUCGAUUUGUUUGGGGAGGAGUUAUUGCCAGCAAUAAAUAAUAGAAGUGAGUUGGGGAAGCAGUUGUUAACUGUGGCUGGAAAAAGGAUGUCGCAGUACCUUUCGUCAUCUCCCAAAUUAAGCGAGAAUAUUUCCGCUUUCAGUCCAGUUUUGACGAGAUAUUUAGAUACUUUGGAUGGCGAGUGGUGCUCUCCAAGUUCACUCCAAUCGAUUACAAGCCUAACCAACCAGGCAUUCACUUGUUUAUUAGAAGACCAACCUGAGUACAAGAUAGUUCAUCAUUUGUUGGAAGCCUGCAAAACUUUAGAAGAUAUUGAGUCAUAAUUGUUAAUUUUUUACAUUGUUAUAGAUCCUUUAUAUUAUAUAUCAGUACAUACUUGUUCCAUGUGAUUUUAAUAUACAAUAAAAUGUUAU
Brassicogethes aeneus is the source of this 4092-nucleotide messenger RNA. Lineage: Eukaryota; Metazoa; Arthropoda; Insecta; Coleoptera; Nitidulidae. The record is from the annotation of a GenBank genome assembly.